Messenger RNA from Cylicostephanus goldi, 500 nucleotides. The record is from the annotation of a GenBank genome assembly. NCBI's taxonomy places the organism in Eukaryota, Metazoa, Nematoda, Chromadorea, Rhabditida, Strongylidae.
AUGACCCACCAUAAUCCAUGUUCCCGAGAUGACCCUGAUGCUCAUGUUGACGAAGGAGCCAAUGCAGCGCCGCCGGCUGACGAUGUCGCUGCCGGUGAAGGGGUAGCCAAAGAAGAUACAGAACCUGCGAAAGGUAAAGAAAAAGAAGAGAAUCAACUCGGGGCAAUGGUUGAAGAUGCGAAAGGCAAUGUGUUACCUCCUCCUCCCAAUAAGAUUGAGACAAAAAUCGAUUUUGAUCAGUCAGAAGAUUCACACUUUAUGAUAUUCUUCGUCAUCGCAGGGGUAGUGGUGUUCUGCCUCUACCUUAUACAUCACAACAAGAAGAAAAUAUUGGGCCUGAUGUUCGAAGGGCGAUCUGGACGCACACGGCGAAAUGUUCGCUAUAGAAGUUAUUACGGUUCGUUAACACCAGUUUCCAAGAAAAUGUGUACAUUAUUCUUCCGUGAACAUUAUGUGCCUUCAGAAGCGAAUCACUGUGAUGGUAAGUCUGAAGAUUGAAU